This is a messenger RNA of Pyricularia grisea, 651 nucleotides long. RefSeq lists its product as uncharacterized. The record is from RefSeq and is a predicted model, not a curated record. Gene Ontology annotation, cellular component: nucleus; cytoplasm. The transcript has a single exon. Gene Ontology annotation, biological process: secondary metabolite biosynthetic process. NCBI's taxonomy places the organism in Eukaryota, Fungi, Ascomycota, Sordariomycetes, Magnaporthales, Pyriculariaceae. The coding region runs from base 1 to 651 and encodes 216 amino acids.
AUGCACGGUGGCGGCACCUCCCCUGAGAUCUUUCGCUUUCAGACUUCCUCCCUGCGUAUGGCCUUGGCCCACGAAUAUGAGUUUUUCUACGCCUCGGCACCACACCUCGCCACCCCUGGACCCGACGUGCUACCAUUCUUUGCGGGUAUGGACCCAUUUUAUAGCUGGUUCCGGCCCGAACACGACGACCCGGCUGCCGAGGUCGCCAUUUUCAAUGAUUUCGUCAAAAAGAAUGUCGAUACUUUUACUGCCGAUAACCCCGGACAUCAAAUCGUAGGCGUCCUGGGCUUUUCCCAAGGCGCCGUUGCUUCCACCAUACUUGUAUGGCAGCGUCAGAUCGGGCGCAUAACCUGGUUGCCCGACGUCAAGUUCGCCGUGUUGCUUUGUCCGGGGUAUAGUGCGGUGGCCACUGGGUACAUGCGCGGGGUUUGUAAGGAGCACGGCCUCAACGAAGACGGGAUCGUGGUGAAACUGCCAACUCUUCACUUACACGGUCGGCAGGACACGCUCAACCUGCCGCAGUCCAGGAUGAUGUACGCGACUCAUUACCAUGGCGCCAAAUUGGAGGAGUUUGACGGUAGACAUGAGGUGCCGAAAAGGAUAGGGGACGUUAAGAAGGUUACCGAGUAUGUGCUGGGGAUCCCCGAGUAA